CGGUGAUUGACGGUUAGCAUAAAACCAAAAGCUUAUAAAUUUCGCAGGAAUUUACAUAGCAUGUCGGAAACUAAGGGAAUGGUGCCUUGGGAAUUAGAAUGGCUCUCCUCGGAUCAAACAUAACAAGCGAAGUUGGACUCCGAUUGCUCCUUUGUCCACUUGGUUCCAACGUUGUAAUUAGAACAGCAUGCUGUACUGUCGGAGUUGCUAUGCCUGUGUACACUACGUUCAAGGCAAUAGAAAGUAAAGAUCAAGAUGCUCAACAUAGGUGUCUUCUCUACUGGGCAGCCUAUGGUUCAUUCAGCCUUGUUGAAGUGUUCACAGACAAGCUUAUUUCUUGGUGUCCUAUGUACUAUCACCUGAAGUUUGCAUUUCUUGUUUGGCUUCAACUUCCAACUACCAGUGGAGCAAAACAAAUAUAUGCAAACCACUUGCGCCCCUUUUUGUCGAGGCAUCAAGCACGAGUUGAUCAAGUCUUGGGUUUUGCAUAUUGUGAAGUGAUAAAACUUGUCAGUUCAUACCAAGCAGAGAUCCAGUUUGUCAGGAGCAUGGUAGUAAAGAUAACUGGAUCAGCGGAUCAAAUGUUGAGAGGCAAUGCUGAAUCAGAUAAUAGAUCGCCGCAACAUAGUUCACCCGAAGACCCUGCCUCUGAUGCUGAAACGGACCAAAACCACAAUCACUGAUGAGUGCUAGUGCCCUUGGACUGCGUGGAAUAAGAGAGACUAGACUUCUGUUGUUUUCUACAAAUGUUAUUUUUUUAAUUAGCGUUUUUAAGGUAAUCAAUAUUAGAAAUCUUGUAUUUUUCAAUUUUUUUAUGAUAAAAGAGUGAUAGUGUUGUUUAGUGUCUUAAAGGUGUAUCUUUAUAGCUCAAUUGAUUGAGCAAAAUGCUUGAGUUGUUACAAAUUCUCUUGAAUCUUUGAUCCUACAUAUAAAAUUAGUUUCAUUUUUUUUGGGUUUA
Molecule: messenger RNA, 958 nt
Organism: Glycine soja
Lineage: Eukaryota; Viridiplantae; Streptophyta; Magnoliopsida; Fabales; Fabaceae
Product: HVA22-like protein k
Exons: 8
Coding region: 99-683 (194 amino acids)
Source: RefSeq, a predicted model, not a curated record